AUGGCAGAACAAGGUUUAAGCGACGGUCCAGGCGAGGUGCCAGUUUAUGAAGAAGCCAAAGCGACUGCCGCCGAAUUUUCUCCGUACCCGCCAUAUGCUACGGAGCCUGCUCCUCCAUCAGUUGCUGACACAAUAAUAGCAGGCCGUGAUCUACGCAUCCAGCAUAAGUCAACACCUAGAAAAUCAGUGCGAUUGCCGCCCCGACCUGCAAAACCUAAGGGUCCAAAAGCAACUGAUGUGAAAUUGUCGAAACGUGCAGCCCGAGCGCACGCCCGCUGUCUACGCCGCUACGGAGCUGUUCUAACAGAUCGUUUGGAAUAUAUGUCGAAGCCGUCACGACGCAGUAUUAUUUACUUGUGGCGAGAACAUGCUCAUACGCUUCCAGCUGAAACUGUUAAAGCGCGUGGAGUGAAUCAAAUAAAGAAGGGUGUACUGGCUCUAUCUGGCGAUAAGAGAAUUGUAUGGGCGCGGAACGCCACGGUUGCGUUUGCUAGGGGCAUACAACAACGACUAUCAAGACCCGGAUCAUACGUUUUAGCUGAUGGAAUGCUGCGAUUGUCUAAUAUAAUUUUAGAAGAUUUAUGCGGUUACAUGCACAUGAGAAUGCCAUCAAGACGUUGCACUCAUCCUAAAGCGAAAUUUAUGAUGGAAAUGUCAGAUAAAGUAGCAGUUUGGAUCGACGAAAUUCUUGCGGAAAGUGACGAUCGCAUGUUGAUGAUGGACUUCGAUGAAGACAAUGGUGAAAUGUUGGAGGCUUUUACAAUAUUGACAGAUUUAAUGUAUAAGAAAGAAGAUAAGCAAUUACUUUCUUAUGGAAAAUUUAACCAAACGUAUACGGAAGCUGCGAACGUACUAAAAGAAACUCCCGAUUUCGAUGCAACACAAUUUAAUACAACAUUAGCAAACCAAUUGAAGAACGAUUUAGCAGCGGUUGCGAAACCCAACACACCAAAUAAUAUUGCUCCAUUUAUGAAAGACAUGGUCGAAAUCUGCUCUAACUAUCUAGCGCAACAUGCUGAAUUCAAUAAAGAUAAAGGUCCAUCAAUCAAAAUACUGUUAAAGGCAAUGCGUGCAAAAGGUAAUGAACAAUUGUAUCAAAAAGGAAAAGCUAAACGGACUUACACUAAAGCUGCAGCGGAAUUGGAAUGCGCAAGAGGUUUGGAAAGUGAUCAUGACGAUCCUAAUUUAUCUCAAGAAAUUCAUUCACGUUUAUCUAAAUUGAUAGAAACUCAAACUCCAGCUGACUUGAAAACAGAUAUGAAUGAAACCUUAGACGUAUGUUCCAAAUAUUUAUCGCAACGUGCAAUAGAUGAAAUUGAAAGAGGUCCAGCUUUUGAUAUUCUCAUAAAAGAAUUGGAAAAGCAAGGAGCUGACCCGUUCACACCACAAUAUCCAUGUGUCGAAACUAACUUUGCUGCGGCUUAUGUAUUAAAGUCAGCACCAGGUCUCUGUGGUGUGAUGCCAGAUGAAUCAAAGACUCAAACUUUUGUGGCAGCUUUGCAUAAAGUGGUUGAUACAGUUACUCCAAAAGCUCUAACAAAGGACAUGCACGAUAAAGCCUUGCAGUCAUUACUAAAGAUGAUGAAAAGUAAUCCAAAUGUCGAAUUGGCUAAGAGAAAUAAUUAUGCGAUGAAUUACGCUACUGCAGCCGCUGAAACUGAAGCUGCCCCCCUCAUUGUACCAUUUAUGCCGGUAAAAGACAUUGCUGAUGAGGUGAAAAGUAAACUGACAAAGGAUAUGGAAGGCAAAUUUUCAUCUGAUAUGGAAAUACCUGUAAAAGCUUUAAUACAAGACGUGUCAAGAUAUUUAUCACAGCCUAUUGCUAUGAGAAGUGGUGUAGCUGGGGAACGAUAUCCGAUAAAUUUCUUGGCAGCAGUUAAAAAGUCACUUGGAUCAAGACCUCUAUUCAAAUAUAAAUCUUUUGGUCAAACAUACGCUGAUGCUGCGGAAGAAUUAAAAUACGCGGGGCCGCUAGAGUCAGAUCCGAAAUGCGAAAACUUGCAACAUGAAAUAUUUUCGGAAAUGAAACGAGGUGUGCUAACCAGAUUAGCCCCGACUAUUACAAGCAAUUUAAAUGAUACAAUGGAAGAUGCUUCUAAGCAUUUAGCUAAAGUUGGAAGUGAAAAAGGUGAAGCUCUGCAACAUUUAAUAAAUUUAAUGAAAGAGCAGGGGGAAACCCCUCUUGGUCAAAUACAAGGUUAUCAGCAGAGUUACUUGGACGGCGCUAGGAGAAUAGAAAAUGCGCCUUCCUUAACAAAUGAAAAAGUCGAUAAAGGAGUGUAUGAAUCUGUUAGAAGAAAAUUAACAACCUUAUCUGAAAAAAAACCUGCUUCUGAGUUCGCAAAACAAAUGCCUGCAAUUAUCGAUGACGUUUCCAAGUUCCUGGCAGCUCCAUUCCCAGAAAGUGAAGCUGAAAAACGGCGUGUUUUGGCCGACUUAAUGGCACGGAAAGAAAAUGAAAUACUUGGUAAAGAAGGGAUUUACAAGCUAACUUAUGCCGAAGGCGGAGAAGAGUUAAUGAAAGCACCAGUGGGCAUAAAGGCCCAAGACGAAAAUACGAAAAAACAAUUACUAGAAAAAGUGAAUGCUGUUAUACCCGAGAAAAAAUUACAGGACGUUUUAAAAGUAUCCGCAAACGAAGGAGCAACUUACCUAAGUGAAAUAAUUAAAGGCAGGGGCGAGGCUAUGCAAGUGAUACACGAUGAAAUGAAGAAAGAAGAAGACAAAGACUUUAUUUCUGUCGGUAAAUUUUCUAAAACUCACGAAGAAGCAGCGAAAAUGCUUGAAACAGCUCCUCAUUUUGGCGGACAGCAUCCUUCACCAGUCUUAGUAGAUAAAGUAGCUGAACAAGUGGAAAAACUAUCCACGUCUAGUGUAACAGAAAAGGCUAAGCCUUUUAUUCCAGGUGGAUUAGACACAAAAGCUCUUGCGGCCUCAGAUAAAAGUAAUGUUGGUGGGGUAGAUGUUCCAAAGACAGAUGUUCCAAAGAUAGAUGUCCCAAAGAUCAGCGAAUAUAGAGUGACACCUCCAGUACCUCAAGUUCCCCGGACAUUGGUUAGUGACGGUCCUGGUACUAGCUCUAGAGCAGCAAGGCCUAGUUCGUUUGACGAAGAUGCUUUUAGAAAGCAAACGGAGAAAGAAGAAAGGAGGAAAAGAGAAGAGCCUGAAAGGAGAAGACGUCUAGAAGCUGAAAAACGCGGACCUGCUAUUGAAGAUGUUGAUCCAGAACGGGAACAUGCCUUGCAAAUUCUCCACAGUCAGCUCCGCGCGCGCGGCGCUGAAAUGUUCUACAAACAGCCGCACACAGAACUUACACAUGCAGAAGCUUUUCAAUGGCUUUCUGCGGAACCAUCUAUAAAAGUUGACAAAUCUAUAAAGGAAUGUAGUGACACAGCUCGCCUUCAUAAAAAGUUUGAACGUAAACUAAACCACGUGGUUAGCGCCAGUACUCCAGCAAACAUGUAUGAUACAAUGCAAGGUAUCUUCAUAAUU
Molecule: messenger RNA, 3492 nt
Organism: Brenthis ino (lesser marbled fritillary)
Lineage: Eukaryota; Metazoa; Arthropoda; Insecta; Lepidoptera; Nymphalidae
Source: the annotation of a GenBank genome assembly